Messenger RNA from Epinephelus fuscoguttatus (brown-marbled grouper), 558 nucleotides. RefSeq names its product trichohyalin-like. The record is from RefSeq and is a predicted model, not a curated record. Lineage: Eukaryota; Metazoa; Chordata; Actinopteri; Perciformes; Serranidae. The transcript has 3 exons. The coding region runs from base 1 to 558 and encodes 185 amino acids.
AUGUCAGCCGGUGACAGCGACGUCCAAGACCAACUGGCCCGAGAGAGAGACCAACUGGCCCGAGAGAGAGACCAACUGGUUGAAGAGAGAGACCAACUGGCCCGAGAGAGAGACCAACUGGUUGAAGAGAGAGACCAACUGGUUCGAGAGAAAGACCAACUGGUUGAAGAGAGAGACCAACUGGUUCGAGAGAAAAAACAGCUGGUUGAAGAGAAAGACCAACUGGUUGAAGAGAGAGACCAACUGCGUCAGGUUAAAGACCAGCUGACAAAGGAGAAUGAAGAGCUACAGGCCGAUAAUAGCCGCCUGACUGUAGAACAAAGGGUGUUAAAUGAGAAGGUCACUGAACUACAAAAGAAGAUAGAGGAUCUUGUGUGGGAGCGAAAUACCCCAAGAUGUCCCCAGGGAUGGAAAACAUACAUGUCCACAUGUUAUCAGCAUUCCUCUGUGAGAAACACCUGGGAGUACGCCAAUCAAAACUGUGCAAGCCAAGGAUCUCAUCUGGUGAUCUUCAAUGAUGAAGCAGAGGAGAAACUGGAAUUAUCAGAACAACAUUAA